AAGUGAGAGAGAGAGAAAAUAAGAGAGAGAGAGAGGGAGACAUCCGACAGGAAGUGAUGCAAUCAUCUUAACUGAGGAUGCUUAUAUACAAAGGUUCUACAGCAAAUCCACACAUUGAGCUUUUACUGCCUCAGGAACCAGCAUCCAUUCGUGGCUCAGAAUAGACACUGGGUUCUCCUGUUUGCUUCUGAAAGACGAUUUACCUCCACCGUCUGAUUCUAAAGGACAAAAAAGUUCACGUGCAAGAACAAUGGAGAUUACCAUCAUAACAUUCUGUCUCAUUGGAGCAGUUUUUGCCAACCCAAUUUCAUACAAUUUCCUUUUGGAAUCAAGCGAUAUUGACGCAAACUCGACUGAAAGUUUGUCUAUUUCCCAAUCAUCUGAAAAUAACACCUCAGAGAUUCAGAGCUCUGAAGAAAACUCCUCAAAUCAAAGUUCAGAAUCGUCAGAAUCUUUAGAAUCUACAUCCGAGGACAAGACUUCUGAGGAGAGUAAGAGCCAGUCAGAUGAGGAUGAUGGGAUUGACUCUGUCGAUGAAACCAGAGACGACAGCAUGGGCAGUGAGGAGAACGUUCGGAAGAGCUGGGUUCAAGCCUUCGCAGGAGUCACCAACUACCUGAGCGCAGAGGACAACAGCAGCACAGAGGUCAAGGGUCAAACAGAGCAUCUGACGGACAAACAGUCCACUCACAAGAAAGCUUUCAAACAGAGGAUGAUCCUGCCUUUGGAGGAGAGCACCAGCGACAGCAGUGAUACCACCAGCGAGAGCGCAGAAAUCACUGUUGCUACCGCCGCACCCAGUGACAGCAGCGAGAGCUCCAGCAGUGAAGUGACUGGUGCUACCGCUGCUCCCAGUGACAGCAAAGACAGCACCAGCAGUGAGAGCAGUGAGAGCAGUGAGACCAGCGACAGCAGUGACACAAGCAAGAGCACAGAGGACAGCGAUAUCAGUGACAGUGCAGAGGUGGAACAGAUCACAACCAAGGACUGUGUGAAUGGGACUCAGAGCUGUGAAAGUGAAGAGUACGUUUUCCAGGAUAUAGGAGAUGAUGGCCACCAUGCUCUGGACAAUCUGAUGGUGCCAGAUGACGACGAGAGGGAGCUGAGUCUAAGGAGAUGAUCACAUGCUCUUUAUUACACUUUAGUUUUCCCACUAUGAACUACAACACUCAGGAUGAUGACACCUUGCUCCUGCCUGUCACCUCUGAAUAUUGAUUCUUGGUAUUACUGUAUGUGUGAUGAUGAUGAUGUAUUAUUUAGCCUAGUAUUCACUUUGUUUUGAUAAUAAUAAACAUUUAAUAUGACCAUGGGUGUUGGGGACUUGCAUGUAUUUAAAUAAUUAGACAUGGUGAGUUACAGGAAGGGUCACUUUGCUCAAACACUAGCCUACUUGUACUUUACUUGAACAUUUCCAGUGUAAAUGCGUCGACCUACUUCUAUUCUACUGCAUUUUAGAGGAAAAUGUUUUACUUUUCUCAUUUACAUAUAUUUACUAGAUUUUUAUAUACUUUUUUAAAUAAGGUUAUACAUUGUGAUCGGCAUCUGAAAUAUAAUUUGCCAAUGGAAGUGUGUGCUGUGGUCCUCUGACGGGCUUUAGUGAUAUUACAAAUGGGUUUGAAAGUAUGAUCAAUAAAAUUUGUAAGAGCGGUCUCUGCGUGUGUGUGUACACGUCUUUAGCAGGAGGAUUGAGACCUGUAUUUAGUGUUAGGGAUAGAACUAAGUCAGGGUUAGGGUCAGAGUUAAGCACUUAGUUGUGGUGGUUAAGGUUAGGGUAAGAGUACCAGUAUUCACUGUAAAGUAGACCUAUACUUCAGCUCUGCUGUGUCUGCAUAUGUAAUAAAGACAAUGAUUUAUAAAAAGUAAGUGUGAGUAUAAGUGAAUGCAAUACUUAGACUUGACACAUUUUCUCAGCAAAUGUACUUAGAAAAGUUAGCUUGUGUGUAUUAUAAUUAGUCAUAACUUACUGUAAAGCUAUUUACUGUAUUUUUUUAUCGAAGCCUGUU
Messenger RNA from Solea senegalensis (Senegalese sole), 2003 nucleotides. It is a transcript of the gene scpp1, whose product is annotated as secretory calcium-binding phosphoprotein 1. Bases 251 to 1120 code for a protein of 289 amino acids. Lineage: Eukaryota; Metazoa; Chordata; Actinopteri; Pleuronectiformes; Soleidae. The transcript has 9 exons. The record is from RefSeq and is a predicted model, not a curated record.